Molecule: messenger RNA, 4592 nt
Organism: Capra hircus (goat)
Lineage: Eukaryota; Metazoa; Chordata; Mammalia; Artiodactyla; Bovidae
Gene: CNIH3
Product: cornichon family AMPA receptor auxiliary protein 3
Exons: 6
Coding region: 1065-1547 (160 amino acids)
Biological process (GO): vesicle-mediated transport; regulation of AMPA receptor activity
Cellular component (GO): dendrite; synapse
Source: RefSeq, a predicted model, not a curated record
GAGGCAGCCUCGGCGACCGAGCGCCCAGCGGCGCUUGGCCGCCCACCUUUCCCGGGCCCCGCCGCCGCCGCAGUCUCCGCCCGCCGGGGAGGGCGUGCUUGGCGGAGCCGGAGCCGAGGGUGGGGCGCCCAGAGGGAGGGGACCCCGGCCGCGCAGCUUCAGUGCUCUCAGCGGCACAGGCGGCAGCAGCAGGUGGAGCGAGCUUCGCGGUGAGCAGCUCUUGGCCUGAGAUUCACUCCCGCGGGCCUGCUGGGCUGGAGCCCGUGUGCCGAGGCUCCUGCGCCGCUUAGACACAGGAGACGCUAGAGUCCCACCCCCUAGUUUCCGGGGAACUUGGAUUACCAAGGCUGGUGGGCCCCGGGGCCGCCGGAGCCUGGCGCGCCUAGGAGCGCACGGCAGCUCUGGAAACCGCAUCCGGGGCGCAGGGCCAAGGAAACCUCGCUCUUCUCGGCUACCUAAAGACCCGUUUUCCCGGGAAAGAGCCUCUGCUGGAUCUGGGAUUUGAGAGGAGCUCGGGGUCCCCCCCACCCCCGCCCCUUCCCGGGCACCUCGCUGGACGCUCUCGGUUGGCGCCCAGGUGGCGCGGGAGGGUCCUGAGCGGCGCUCUCGGCUCUGCUGUGCCGCUCAGACGCGGGAAGCAGAGGGGGCUCUUCCCUGGGACUCCGUGGCUCGCGCGGUCCUCCGAGGAGUCCUCGCACCCCCGCGUCGUGUUGUCUCGAGAAGCUGGCUGGUUGGCUCUAACUGCAGAAGUUCGCUAUUGAUUUGGGUUCUUCUUCGAUUUGGGGGCAGUUCCCGCCAGCGACGCGCGACGCACCUGUCUUCGCGGACGAGCUGGCGUCUCAGGUCGCCGGAGCCUGCGGGAAUCCUGCCCCUUUCCCAGACCCGCACGGCUCUCCGCUGGCGUGCCUCCUUCCUAGCCACUGGCCUCGAGCGGAGGGUGCAGACCUGGCUCCUUGCUGUCCCCCGCCUUCUGAGGGAGUGCGGUCCUCCGGAGGGACCUUGGCCUCCUAGGCGCUGCUUGGUGUGUUGGUGUCGGGGUGCGCGCGGCCCCCCGCCGGCCGGCCAUGGCCUUCACUUUCGCUGCUUUCUGCUACAUGCUCUCGCUGGUGCUGUGCGCUGCCCUCAUCUUCUUCGCCAUCUGGCACAUAAUUGCCUUUGAUGAAUUAAGAACGGAUUUUAAGAGCCCCAUCGACCAGUGCAACCCUCUUCACGCGAGGGAACGGCUGAGGAACAUUGAGCGAAUAUGCUUCCUUCUGCGAAAGCUGGUGCUGCCAGAAUACUCCAUCCACAGCCUCUUCUGCAUCAUGUUCCUGUGUGCUCAGGAGUGGCUCACCCUGGGGCUCAAUGUCCCUCUGCUCUUCUAUCACUUCUGGAGGUAUUUCCACUGUCCAGCAGACAGCUCUGAGCUCGCCUAUGACCCACCGGUGGUCAUGAACGCAGACACCUUGAGUUACUGUCAGAAGGAGGCGUGGUGUAAGCUGGCCUUCUAUCUCCUCUCCUUCUUCUACUACCUUUACUGCAUGAUCUACACUUUAGUGAGCUCUUAACUCGAAGACCACGCACAUCCACAGAGACUGAGAUGGGAGAGGCCCGAGGCUGUGCGGUCCAUCCUGCUGGUGACGGGAGCAGGGACCAGUGUGGGGACGUGACAGACAGAGAUGGGCAGAUACUCGGAAUUGGGAGCCGGAAGCAGGCAGCAGCCAGCGGCCGAGCCAGCCUGCUGUCACACGUGUUGUCGCCCUGUGUACCAGUCUUCCGCGUUCGCACCCCACACUUGGCCUGUAGAUCCCUUCUGAGCAGCAGGGGCACGUGGGGUGAUGAAACACCAAACCUCUUCUGAACGAGAAUUGCUGCUUCCUGAAUCCCCUUUAUUGAAAGGCUCCCUGAAGUUCAUGCUGCGUUCCUGGUCUGUGGGUGUGAUGGCUGGAAGGCUGGAGGGUGCCCUCUGAGGAACUGGGUGACCCAGAGUCAAGGCUGCGUCUGUAGGACCGAUUGAAGAUCUCAAGGAUGUCACGGGCUUACCUGAGACUCUCGCGUUUCUUCCAAGCCCUGGCCACGCCCUUCACUUCGAUGGGCGGGGCCUGGAAAGUGUGCAGACUUGCCUUGGACUGUAACCAGCCUUGAGUCUGCAAGGGUGUCUGUUUUUCUGCUCUGCUUUGUAAGAGCCCAGUGAUUUUGGGAACUGAGUUUGGGACGGUAUGUUGGUAAAGAAUUAUGGCCAAAAUCAGGAGUGGGGGCUGGGAAGUGGGAAGGGGGGAAUUGUAGGAAAAAAUGAUUUUUUGAAAUACUGAUGACAUGUUCAAAGUGUUAAUUCUUCGCCACCACAAACUGUACAGUUUCGUUGUCAUCCCAAACCAUCACGGGCCAUUGAAGGCGAGUCAGUUGAUCAACACUAGUCAAGACUACUAACUUUUAAGGCUUCCCAAACAGUCCUGAGGCCAGAAAGGGCUGGUGUGGCAGUUCUGUGCCGUGGCAUCCGGCCGCUGAGAAGUGAGACGACAGUACUACAGCUUCAGUGAUGCUGAUGCAUCACUCGUGCUGUCUGGUUCAACACGAGGACAUUAGUUCAUUUAGAAUUUUCCAUUCGACAUUCUCUCCUUCUUGGGUAGGAGUUGUACUCGGGGUUGUAAAUAAUAAGGCUGAGAUUUUCAUUAUGUUUAAAUUGGGCACCAUGAUUUUGACCUUAUUCCCCCAACUUCCCUUCUUUUCUUGUGUUUGACAUACACGGGCUAUUUAUACAUGUACCAGCUUCCAUCCGAAGUCUGUGACUCAGGUUUAUGAAUGGUGUUUGUGUAACGUGUAUUCUGUGUUUAAAACGCUGCGAUUGCUUGAGUGUCUCGCCUACCUGGCUGUCUCAUUUUAAACCCAUUACAGGCUGGCUUCAUCUCUAUAUAGAUGGUAAACUAGUAGGUGGAGAAAGCAAAGUUUCAAAAAGACGUGUUGCUUCUAAAAAUUCUACGGAAAACAAAAUGCAGAUUUCUGCUUUGAGGUUGAAGGUAUGAAACCAGAGGAUUCAAGGCAAUAUUUUUUGGGAUCAGGCUUCCCCUUGGCUGAGAGAGUUCCCUUUAGGGCUGGUUAGUAUCAUUUCUGAUUCGAUUCCCGAGAUGACCGGCUACCUUCAACCAGAGAAACCAGUCCUGGGUUCCAGGCUGCAGACAGCAAAUCUGACCCUACUGCCAUCUUGCAAAUGCAACUGAGAGCAGAGGAUAAAUGAUCCGGGAGUUGUUGUUUGUUUUUAUACUUUGCCUCUUUCCAAAGCAAUUUGAAAUGACAUAAUAGCAGAUACAGAUGUGAGAAGACUGUUAAAAUGUAAAUAGCAACGUCCAACUUAAAAAGGAGGAGGACACAGAGAUAUGGGGCUUCCUGAGGGACUCUGUUUACUGGGAUUGAGAGUGUUUCUGGGAUUGAGCGUUAAAUAUGAUAUCGUUUCUCUUAACAGUAAAUAAUAACAAUUCACAUUUUCAUAGUGUUUUUCAUUUUACAGACUGUUUUUACAUCUCAUUUGACUUUUCCUCACAUUCCUAUGAGGUUGAUGUGAUUCUUUUUCCCAUUUUCUAAGUGAGGAGACUGAGGUUCAGAGAGGGUAACUGUCUUACCUGUAGUCACACAACAGUCCCAGACCUGCCUUUGACCCCAGGUUGUCUGACCUUAAACCCCAUGUUCUUUUCAUCACACCUGAGAGCUGGGAAAGUAGCUAGGAUCCUAUUAAGGUUUGAUUAACAUUAACUUUCUGAGAGAAGGAGAAGAUUUUUAAAACAGAGUUAUAGAGGAAGCACCUGAUUUUCUUUGUUUUUCGUGGGCUAGCCUCAGACUUGCUUUAUUGUGGGCAGUUCUCUAAGGUGGUUGUCUAAAAGCUUAUAAAUCUUCAAAUGUCUCUUGGGCAGUUCUUAUGUUUAUGAAAGAGAAAUAUACAAAUAUUUCUCCCCCACGAGUUGUGACUGAGAAGAAAUUCCAGUGGUUGUUGGGAGUUUGAGCCAAUUUUCAAUUCCUGGGAGAAGUUAAUUGUGAUAAGAAUCAGAGUAAAGUACACAGUUGGUGGAGCCAUUUUGUGUGCCGAGCUUUAUGCAAGACCUCUCCCAACUCUCACAGUGAUCCUACAAGGCAGAUUACGUGUUCUCAACCCCCAGUUUACAGGUCAGGAAAACAGGGAGGCUCAGGGCAAAUGAAUCUUUCUUGGGUGAACAGCCAUACCGGAGCUUAAGGCUACGAAUAAAUGGCCAGAUAAUAGCAACAGCUUAGUAAUUGAGGAGUUGGGCAUUAUACUAUAAAUUUCAUGUGCUUCUGUCUGAUCCUUAUGAGAAAACCAUGAUGUUGAUAUUAUCUCUGCUUUAUUGAUGAAAAAUGUCCAGAAGAUGAAUCACUUGCAGAGACCCAGAGCUAUUUAAUAGUAAGGGGUGUGUCUAUAGCUACAGUUGGAAUUGAAGCCCAGGUCUGCCUCUUCUCACAUAGUUUUUCCUUCUUGAGUAUCUUUGUCACUUGUCGUUUAUCACACAGAAAUGACCGAAAGGAGGAAGGAGGGUGAAGUGGGAGAAGCAGCACCCUGGAUCAGUCACAAAAGGAAUGUCACCCUUGGGUGAUGGAGAGCUCUUCCU